Poecile atricapillus (Black-capped chickadee) is the source of this 1101-nucleotide messenger RNA. Its product is annotated as staphylococcal nuclease domain-containing protein 1-like. The transcript has 8 exons. The record is from RefSeq and is a predicted model, not a curated record. Gene Ontology annotation, cellular component: cytosol; nucleus. Lineage: Eukaryota; Metazoa; Chordata; Aves; Passeriformes; Paridae. Gene Ontology annotation, biological process: mRNA catabolic process. Gene Ontology annotation, molecular function: nuclease activity; RNA binding. Bases 1 to 984 code for a protein of 327 amino acids.
AUGGCUGCCGCGGUUCCCGGGAUCCCUCAGGUGGAGGUGGAGGUGGAGAGCAUGGACAAGGCCGGGAAUUUCAUCGGGUGGCUGCACAUCGAGGGCGUGAACCUGUCGGUGGCGCUGGUGGAGCAGGCGCUGUCCCGCGUCCACUUCACGGCCGAGCGCAGCCCCUACUGCAAGGCGCUGCUGGCGGCCCAGGACGCGGCCAAGCAGAGGAAGGAGAAGGUGUGGUCCCACUACGAGGAGACGCCGGUGGAAGAGGUGGUGCCGGUGCUGGAGGAGAAGGAGCGCGCGGCCAACUACAAACCCGUGUUUGUCACCGAGAUCACCGACGACCUCCACUUCUACGUGCAGGACGUGGAGACGGGCGCCCAGCUGGAGAAGCUGAUGGAGAACAUGCGCGCCGAGGUGGGCACCCACCCGCCCGUGGAGGGCUCCUUCGCCCCGCGCCGCGGAGACUUCUGCAUCGCCAAGUUUGUCGACGGGGAAUGGUACCGCGCCCGCGUGGAGAAGGUGGAGUCGGGUGGGAAAGUGCACAUCUUCUACAUCGACUACGGCAACAAGGAGACGUUGCCCCCGAGCCGCCUGGCCCCGCUGCCCCCGGCGUUCUCGCCGCGGGUUCUGCCGCCCCAGGCCACCGAGUACACCUUCGCCUUCAUCCAGGUGCCGCAGGAUGAGGAGGCGCGGGCGGACGCGGUGGACAGCGUGGUGAGGGACAUCCAGAACACGCAGUGCCUGCUCAACGUGGAGCACCUGGGGCCCGGCUGUCCCCACGUCACCCUGCAGUUCACCGACACCAAGAGCGACGUGGGGCUGGGGCUGGUCAAGGAGGGGCUGGUGAUGGUGGAGCCCCGCAAGGAGAGGCAGUUCCAGAAAGUGAUCACCGAGUACCUGAACGCACAGGAGGCGGCCAAGAGCGCCCGGCUGAACCUGUGGCGUUACGGCGAUUUCCGCGCGGACGACGCCGACGAGUUUGGCUACAGCCGCUGAGGGGCCGGGGGGGCCCUGGGGGCACCCCAAAACCCCCCGGGACCCCCGGCCCGGCCCGGCCCAUGGGGGUGCUGGGGGGGAGGGGCACCCUCAGCCCCCCCGCCCUGCCUUGCCCCC